Molecule: messenger RNA, 393 nt
Organism: Funneliformis geosporum
Lineage: Eukaryota; Fungi; Glomeromycota; Glomeromycetes; Glomerales; Glomeraceae
Source: the annotation of a GenBank genome assembly
AUGGUCCUAAAAACCAACAUCGAAAAUACCUUAAAAGGCUUUGAAACUAGAAUUAAAGAAUUAGAGCAAAGUAAUGAAGAGUUACGUUCACAAUACAAAUAUUUAGAAGAAAAGGUUAGAGAGCGAGAAGUAGAAGCCAAUGCUAAGCAAGAAACUAUUAAUUUUUUUGAAGAAAAGAUUAAAAAACGAGAAGUAGAAACCAAUGCUAAGCAAGAAACUAUAGAUAAUUUAAAAGAAAAGGUUAGAGAAGAAACCAAAGCAAAGCAGGAAAUUAUUAAUAAUUAUGAUGAAAACACAUCAAGAAAGAAUAUAUCCAGUAAUUCCCUCGACUUCUAUACAUUGUCUUGUGAAAACUUAUUUUCUACAGCUGGAAAUACUAUUACAGAAAACUAA